GUGCGUCCCGGGGCAAGUAAACACUUCCGCUGUACCGAGAUGGACUCAAACAAGGACGAAGCGGAGCGGUGCAUUAAAAUAGCCCUAAUUUCAGUCAGCAACAACCAGCCGGACAAAGCGCGGAAGUUCCUGGAGAAAGCACAGCGGCUGUUUCCGACAGACAAGGCGAAAAACUUGCUGGAGCUGCUGGCUCAGAAAGGAAAGCCUCCGGAGGAGAAUGGCGGUCCUGCGAACGCAGACGGACCCACUAUGAGACACCGAAGCAGCCACGGAGAGGAGCCCAAUGUGUCCGCACAGGGGGCCACCGAUUCGGGAAAACCGUACACGGCCGAUCAGCUCGACGCUGUCAAAAAGAUUAAGAGUUGUAAAGAUUAUUACCAAAUUCUGGGGGUUGAAAAGACGGCCUCUGAGGAGGAUCUUAAAAAAGCUUACAGAAAGCUCGCUCUAAAAUUUCAUCCGGAUAAAAAUCACGCGCCUGGAGCCACGGAUGCAUUUAAAGCUAUUGGUAAUGCUUAUGCUUUGCUGAGUAACACUGAAAAACGAAGGCAGUAUGACCAGUAUGGAGAGGAACCAUCACACCCAACCAGGCAGAGAAACCACCGGGAUUUUGAAGCCGACAUCUCACCUGAGGACCUCUUCAACAUGUUCUUUGGUGGAGGCUUUCCAUCAAGUAAUGUCCACGUUUACAGAAAUGGAAGAAUGCAUUUUGCACACCAAAAUAGGCCAGAAAGACGAGAACAGCAGAGAGAGGGAGGUCUGGCUCUGUUUGUCCAGCUGAUGCCCAUCUUAAUCCUCAUCAUUGUUUCUGCUCUUAGCCAAAUGAUGGUCACCCAGCCUCCCUACAGCCUUAGCUACCGUCCCUCAGCUGGACAUAUUCACAAAAGGCAUACAUCAAACCUGAAGGUGCUUUUCUAUGUGGGAGAUCGCUUCAAUGAAGAAUUCUCUGGAAACAACAUGAAGAAUGUUGAGAGAAGUGUCGAAGAAGACUACAUCUCCAACCUCAGAAACAACUGUUGGAAGGAGAAGCAGCAGAAGGAGGGCCUGCUGUACCGUGCUCGUUACUUUGGGGAUUCCGAGUUGUACCAAAGGGCACAGAGAAUGGGGACUCCCAGCUGUUCCAGACUAUCUGAGAUUCAGGUUCUAUUGGAUGGCUAGAAACCCCUCGUGCACGCACGGGUUUCUCGGUACUUGAAUCAUUAGAAGAAAUCGGUCGGAGCCCACUGAAAUUGGAGCAUAUUUCUGCAGCAAACCAAGAGAAUAAAAAAUGCCUUACGUGCAGUGGGCAGCAAACCUGAUCAUGGAACCUCUCUGCGACUUGUCGUAGAUUGACUUCCUGUACAUUUAUGAGAAGCAUUGAGUUGACCGCUGACGUUUUCUCACUCUGGUCUCUUCAUUAUGGUGAGAGUCCGCUGGGCGUCACCGUGGAAAGUAAGAGCAUAGUUGUCUGUCCGGACGGUAAACAAAGCUGCUAAGAUUAGUUUUCUCUGUCCCAGUCUUUUUUGUUGUCCUUAAUCAUUUUUGAGAAACCAUAUGGCCUUCUCAUAGACAAAUGUCUGAGCCACUCACAAGGAAAGUGUAAUUUUUAUAGUUCUUAACCAAUGUAAAUAUUCAUUUUCUUUUAACAGUGCAGGGUUUAUUGGAGUUGAUAUCAUCUACUAUUGUUUUUUUGUGGAUUCGCUUGUAGCCUGUUGGAAGUAUUGAAUUGUUGCACAAAUAAAAGUAAACCAUAUUUAUUAAAUUAACAUGCUAAAAUUGUAUAAGAUUUUUUUUUGAAUUAAACUUGUCCGAUGGUUAA
Gasterosteus aculeatus aculeatus (three-spined stickleback) is the source of this 1795-nucleotide messenger RNA. RefSeq names its product DnaJ heat shock protein family (Hsp40) member B12a (gene dnajb12a). Lineage: Eukaryota; Metazoa; Chordata; Actinopteri; Perciformes; Gasterosteidae. Gene Ontology annotation, biological process: cellular response to misfolded protein. Gene Ontology annotation, cellular component: endoplasmic reticulum membrane. The record is from RefSeq and is a predicted model, not a curated record. Gene Ontology annotation, molecular function: Hsp70 protein binding.